This is a messenger RNA of Elgaria multicarinata webbii, 2361 nucleotides long. RefSeq names its product heparan sulfate-glucosamine 3-sulfotransferase 5 (gene HS3ST5). Gene Ontology annotation, molecular function: [heparan sulfate]-glucosamine 3-sulfotransferase activity. The record is from RefSeq and is a predicted model, not a curated record. The transcript has 5 exons. The coding region runs from base 326 to 1363 and encodes 345 amino acids. NCBI's taxonomy places the organism in Eukaryota, Metazoa, Chordata, Lepidosauria, Squamata, Anguidae.
CUUCGGGAUGAGCAGGACUUUUGGCGGCUGUGCUGGAACUGCGUGGACUGGAAGAGCCCGGCGUCUUGCCCUUAACAAACUAGAACACAUUUAAGAAGCAAUGUCUAGUCAUCCAUUUUGCGUCUGGCGCCUUUUUUCCAUAUCACUGAACUCUUUUAUAAACUCUGGAGGCUUUUGAGCACUGAAGACCAGAAGACAUAAAUUCUUCUUUGAAUGUUCUUCGUCUCAAGUAGAUGUACCAGAUCUUCUGGAUGAGCAUAAGGAUAAAAAGCUAACCCUAUGAAGCUGAAAAGACUGAAGAAGCCCUGAAGAUUGAUGGAGGGCCAUGCUAUUCAAACAGCAGGCGUUGCUGAGACAGAAGCUCCUUCUACUAGGCAGCCUUGCUAUUGGAAGUCUCCUAUAUCUAGUUGCCAGAGUUGGGAGCUUGGAUAGACUGCAGCCCAUUUGCCCUAUUGAUGGUCGGUUUGGACUCCAUGGCCAAGAUGAAAUUCCACUCCGAGCCCUACAGUUUAAGCGUGGGUUGUUGCACGAGUUCCGAAAGGGCAAUGCCAGCAAGGAGCAAAUUCGACUUCACAGUUUGGUUCAACAAAUCCCCAAGGCCAUCAUAAUUGGGGUGAGGAAAGGAGGAACGCGAGCGUUACUAGAAAUGCUGAAUCUCCACCCAGCAGUGGUCAAAGCUUCCCAAGAAAUCCACUUCUUCGAUAAUGAUGAGAACUAUGCCAAGGGCAUUGAGUGGUACAGGAAAAAAAUGCCAUUUUCUUAUCCUCAUCAAAUAACAAUUGAGAAAAGUCCUGCAUACUUUAUCACAGAGGAAGUACCUGAAAGGAUUUAUAAAAUGAACUCAUCCAUCAAAUUACUGAUCAUUGUCAGGGAACCCACAACAAGAGCUAUUUCUGAUUACACUCAGGUGCUGGAGGGAAAGGAAAGGAAGAAUAAAACCUACUACAAAUUUGAAAAGCUGGCCAUUGAUCCUAACACCUGUGAGGUGAACACUAAGUACAAGGCGGUAAGAACCAGCAUCUACACAAAGCAUUUGGAGAGGUGGUUAAAAUACUUUCCCAUAGAGCAGUUUCACAUUGUUGAUGGCGAUCGUCUCAUUACAGAACCACUGCCAGAACUCCAGCUGGUAGAGAAGUUCUUAAAUCUUCCUCCAAGGAUAAGUCAAUAUAAUUUAUAUUUCAAUGCCACCAGAGGGUUUUACUGCUUGCGAUUUAACAUUGUCUUUAACAAGUGCCUGGCGGGAAGCAAGGGACGCAUCCAUCCAGAGGUGGACUCCUCUGUCAUUACCAAAUUGCGCAAGUUCUUUCACCCUUUUAAUCAGAAAUUUUACCAGAUCACAGGGAGGACAUUUAACUGGCCCUAAAGUAAAGUUCAUAACAACACUGUGUGUUGCACCAGAGAUAUGCAACAGUGUCUCGAUUAGAGUAAAAAUAUGCACUUUUCGUAUCCACAGCUAUCCAAGUAACCCCUUUUUUCAUGCAUACUUGUACAUAUGCAGUGUGUGACCAAAUAUAAGGUGGGAUCAAUUUUUCUACAGAGCAGUGAAUAAUAUAAAAUUUACUCUCUGCAUAAUUGCAUCAUUUUAUGCUAUACAAUUAAAGAGAUGUCAUUUAAAGAAAUUAACUCAGCUAUUCAGUUCAAAGGGUCAGUGCUCUGUUCGCUCCGUAAGAUUUAAUAUCAAACAUAUCUAGAAAGAAGGCAGAAUAUUACUUUAUCAUUCAUUGCAAAAUCUGUUUUGGAAGGUCUACAGUGGGCUAUCACGGAUACAUAUUGCUAAAAGAAUAUUGACCCUUUAAAGGUGUAGAUCUAUGUAUGCUUCAGACUUAUGCUGGUUUAGCAAUCACUCUCCGAGGAAUUGUAUUUCUGUGUUGGGAGAAGGGCAGUAGUGAUCUGUAAUAGAGAAUUCUCACCUGAUUACAAUUUCCAGGAUUUGUUGAGGGAUACCAUACCCAAUAAACUGGUUAAAAACCAAUAUAAGUUUGCAGUGUACAUUAACCCUAUGAGAUGCUGAGCUCUAGUAGAACUCUUUUCCUAUUGUUUGAAAAGAAAUUCUUUCAUGCAAUCAACAUUGUUUCAGAUUUCCUGUGGUGAGUUUGCACUAUUGUUUUUUGUUUUGUUUUUAAUUGUAUGGAUCAUCUUGGCACUUGUAGCAUGUCAAUCAUGUGUCGAAAAGGAAGUCUUUUUUUCCCUUCUAUGCUUGUAUGUCGACAAAGAGAAACCUGCUGUACAUAAUGUAUAUUGUUUGUAAAUACUGGUUUCACACUAAGUAAUUCUAUUUUGUAAACUGAAUAUGGCUAUUUAAUUUAUUGUGAAAAUUAAAUUUAUUGUGGUAUUUAAAAUGGAAUGGAUUAAAAUUGCUAU